AUGAUAGGUUCACGAAGCACGUUUCCAUUGGUUUUAAUAUAUUUUCUAUCCUUAAUAACAAGUAGCAUCUCUGAUAAUGUUAUCGACGACGUUGUAGACACUAAUAUAUAUAACAAUACAACUAUUGUUAACACAGCGUCUGAAAAUCAAUUACCACUUUGGGCAGGUUUUGUUGGAUGUCUUGUAGCCUCAAUUUUUUUCGGUUCAAAUUUAUUACCAGUAAAACAAUUUUCAGCCGGUGAUGGAUUUUUUUUCCAGUUUAUAUACUGUGUUACUGUUUGGGUUAUUGGUCUUAUACUUGAUCUUAUUUUGGAUAAUCAACGUUUCUAUCCACUUGUACUUAUUGGAGGUAUACUAUGGACAACAGGAAAUCUUGUUACAGUAUUUUGUAUAAAGACUUGUGGUCUUGCUGUUGGUUUACUAAUAUGGGGAACAACAAGUUUAAUAAUGGGUUGGGCAGGUGGUCGUUUUGGUAUUUUUGGUAUUAAGCCACAAAUACCAGGAAGUAAAGAAAAAGCAGCAAUGAAUUAUAUAUCAGUUAUAUUAGCUGCACUUAGUGCAGUAUUUUUUCUUUUCAUUAAAUCAACAAAAACAGUAAGGGCUCUUCGAAAUUUGAAUCUAAAUGACGAUCAAUCAUCAAUUGAAUUAGAAAAAGCUGAAAGUUUGAAUGUCGAAAAUGAAGAAAAUCUUGAAACUGAUUUUCCAUGUCUCAAUAAAUUAGGUGAUAGACUACAACGAAUAGUAGGUUGUAUUUUAGCUAGUGUAGCUGGAAUAUUUUAUGGACUAAUGUUUAUUCCUGAUCAAUAUAUACGUGAUCACAGAGAAAAUUAUAAACAUAAUAAUGAAUUACCACCUAAUAAUGGUCUUUACUAUAUCAAUUCACAAUAUUCAGGUGUUCUUCUUUCAUCGUUAUUUUAUUUUAUUAUAUAUGCAGCAUUAAAACGUAAUAGACCAUCUAUUAAUCCAUCUAUUGCAUUACCAGCCAUGGUUAGUGGUGCUAUGUGGGCCGUGGCAAAUAUUGGUUUUAUUGUUGCUAUUAGUACAUUAAAAAAUGCAGUUGCUUAUCCAAUUGUUAAUGUUCUACCGGGCGUUGUAACUUCAUUAUGGUCAUUAUUUUUAUUUCGAGAAAUUCAAGGUAGAAAAAAUUAUAUAUUUCUUGGUAUUGGUAUGCUUAUUCGAAUCCUUGCCGCGGUUCUUAGUGGUCUUUCAGCAUAG
Messenger RNA from Rotaria sp. Silwood2, 1215 nucleotides. Lineage: Eukaryota; Metazoa; Rotifera; Eurotatoria; Philodinida; Philodinidae. The record is from the annotation of a GenBank genome assembly.